Molecule: messenger RNA, 2702 nt
Organism: Thalassophryne amazonica
Lineage: Eukaryota; Metazoa; Chordata; Actinopteri; Batrachoidiformes; Batrachoididae
Product: geranylgeranyl transferase type-2 subunit beta-like
Biological process (GO): protein geranylgeranylation
Cellular component (GO): Rab-protein geranylgeranyltransferase complex
Molecular function (GO): Rab geranylgeranyltransferase activity
Source: RefSeq, a predicted model, not a curated record
CUCAGCAGCAGCAGAAGAAGAAGGUCUCAACGUCUCAAUAGAAAACCAAUGGGUGACGUCACGCAGGCUUCAAAAUGGGUACCCCAGUGAAAGACGUGGUCAUUAAGCCUGACGCUCCCAACACACUGCUCCUGGACAAACACGCAGAUUACAUCGCUGCCUAUGGCUCCAAAAAGGAUGAUUAUGAGUACACACUAUCAGAGUACCUGAGGAUGAGCGGCAUCUACUGGGGGCUGACGGUGAUGGACCUGAUGGGCCACCUGCCCAGGAUGAACCAGCAGGAGAUCAUAGACUUCAUCAAAGCCUGUCAGCACGAGUGUGGAGGCAUCAGUGCCAGUAUUGGUCAUGACCCCCACCUGUUGUACACCCUCAGCGCCGUGCAGAUCCUGUGUUUGUAUGACAGCGUGGACGCAAUUGACCUGGACAAGGUGCUGGAAUACGUCAAAGGGCUGCAGCAGGACGACGGCUCGUUUGCAGGAGACAAAUGGGGAGAGAUCGACACGAGGUUUUCCUUCUGCGCGGUGGCUACCCUCGCCUUACUGGGGAAGCUGGACACCAUAAAUGACAAAGCUGUGGAGUUUGUCUUGUCCUGUAUGAACUUUGAUGGAGGUUUUGGCUGUAGACCUGGAUCAGAGUCUCACGCUGGACAGAUUUACUGUUGCACCGGCUUCCUGUCUCUGACGGGUCAGCUGCACCAGGUCAACGCCGACCUGCUCGGUUGGUGGCUCUGCGAGAGACAGCUGCCCUCCGGAGGCCUCAACGGACGCCCGGAGAAGCUUCCAGAUGUCUGUUACUCCUGGUGGGUUUUGGCAUCGUUGAAAAUCAUCGGCAGGAUCCACUGGAUCGACAAGGCCAAGCUGCGCUCCUUCAUUCUGGCCUGCCAGGACGAGGAGACGGGAGGCUUCGCGGACAGGCCGGGAGACAUGGUGGAUCCGUUUCACACGCUGUUCGGCGUAGCGGGUCUCUCGCUGCUGGGCGACGAUCAGAUCAAAGCGGUGAACCCGGUGCUGUGUAUGCCUGAGGACGUGCUGCAGCGGAUCCGACUCCAACCAGAACUCCUCAGCUAGCUGGAGGCAGACCGGAGCACUGAUCAGCUUCUGCACACACGGACUCGUCUCACAUCUCCACCAUCUGCACUGUAACCACCGCGCUGCAGAGCGGGCGAGCGGCCCUGAGGUUCUGCUGAACACGGAAGCGUUUACUGACAGUUGGCGGAGCGAUUUCAAACGUUGCUUUAACACGUUGCUAACUGCAGUUCAUAUUCAGUUCCAUAUUUAUUUUCACUUCCAGAACUGAGAGAAUCAAAUAAAUCUGAGUGUCUUGAAUGGAAAAUUUUGAAAAAGUAGCACAGAGGUCACCACAGCUGAUUGGUUGAGUCUGGCAUUUCCUUGCUCUUGAUUGGCUAAAAGCACCGACUCAGGUGACCUGCAGGAGCAAGGUCAUGACCUCUGCUGUUAAAGAAGUUAAAGCAUGUGUCUCUGUGUGUAGUUCUCACUUUUUAAAUGACUUGGAAGUAACUUGACACAUUGAGAAGUCAGCAGAUGCAGUCGGGUCCAGAAAUAUUUGGACAGGAACAGUUUCUGUGAUUGCAUCAUUCGAUGGAGGUGAUGAGAGACGAAACAAAUCAUAACUCACAGAAAUGAGUAAGAAAUACAAACUGGAUGGUAAAUCUGAUUGGAGCAGGCAGUUCUCAGUUAGUGAGGGAAGCCACCAAGACGCCCAUGAGAACUCUGGAGUUGUUUGGCUUCCGUGGCUGUGAUUGGAGAAACUGGGCGAGCUUCAGCUUUUAUCUGUGGCGUCACCGGCUAUACAGCUGCAUCGUGGAACACAGAAGGAUUGUUCAUAGAAAGAUGAGAAAUUUCAGCUACAGAGGAUUCAAGCCUAGGUUUGACCUGUUGCCUUAUUUUUUUUCCGGUUCACCAUUAACUUGUCUGACGUGAUGCUGCAAACAGGCAUCAGAGUCUGCACAGUUUUUUCCCAGGCCAGCACUGCGUGCAUUAGCUGCAGAGCCAUUUUGCAACGAAGGAGUUAAGUAGGUCACGGUCAUUGGAAGUCAUUGGACUUUGAACCCAUGUGAAGUACUCCUACAAGGCAUGUACCCACCAAAUAAGAAGUUUCUGCAAGCAAUAGGUGCCGAGGUAUAUGGCAGCGAAGGAUUUGACAGUUGUGACCACUGGUGACCUUGAGAAGUACCGGUAGAUCAAGGUCACCACCCUUCGAACCCGUGUGAAGUACUCCUCCAAGGCAUGUACCAACUAUAUAUGUAGUUUCUGCGAGCAAUAGGUGCCAAGCUACGUUGCGGCGAAGGAUUGGACAGUUGUGACCAUUGGUGACCUUGAAAAGUAGGUCAAGGUCACCGGUCUUUGAACCCAUGUGAAGUACUUCUCCAAGGCACAUACACCAAAUAUGAAGUUUGUGCGAGCAUAGGUGCCACGCUACGUUGUGGCAAACAAAUUUCGUUCGGACAGAUGGAAGGACGGGCGGACAACCCGGAUGCUUAUGCCCCGCCUCACGGCGCAUAAUGACCAAAACUGUUCAAAUAGUUGUGGACCCAGCUGCAGAAUGUCUGGACAAAUGAAUGGCUGUGAUUAGAGAGACGACGUUUGUUGCAUCAUGACAGACUGUUUACAAGGAGAUGGAACAUGUUGGUUUCAGUUUGCCAGAGGGCACGUGGGCAGCUGAUGUCAUCAAACAACAACAAA